AUGACUUCUCACCUCUCCCAUGGGUCGUCCCUGGUAGACUUGCCGAAAUCCAAUAUAUUUACCUCCAAGUUGCCUCCAGACCCGGCUUUUGAGACACCAGAAUCCUCACAUAAGGCACCUCGGGAAGCAUUGGGACCUCGCAUGGUGAAAGGGGCUCUGUUCACCUUUGUCCGCCCAAAACCAAAUGAGGCGCCGGAGCUGCUCGGGGUGAGUCCUAAGGCUAUGGAGGAUCUGGGCUUGAAGGCCGGUGAGGAAGAAACUGCCCAAUUCAAGGCGUUGGUCGCGGGUAAUGAAAUCUGGUGGAAUGAGGACAAGGGGGGCAUCUAUCCAUGGGCCCAAUGCUACGGCGGUUGGCAAUUUGGCUCCUGGGCUGGCCAGCUUGGAGAUGGACGUGCAAUCAGCCUUUUUGAAUGUACAAAUCCCUAUUCGAACACUCGGUAUGAAUUGCAGCUAAAGGGCGCGGGGAAGACACCAUAUUCUCGGUUUGCGGAUGGAAAGGCCGUUCUUCGAUCGAGUAUUCGUGAAUAUAUUGUUUCCGAAGCUCUCAAUGCCCUUGGCAUUCCUACAACUCGUGCUCUGUCUCUGUCUCUGCUGCCCAAGUCAAAGGUCCUGCGGGAGCGCCAGGAGCCCGGUGCGAUCGUGGCUCGGUUCGCCGAAUCUUGGCUCCGCAUUGGAAACUUUGAUAUUCUAAGGGCUCGUGGCGACCGCGAAUUGAUCCGAAAGCUUGCCACCUACAUCGCAGAAGAUGUCUUUGGAGGAUGGGAGAAUCUUCCCGCCAUCGUAUCUGUGCGAGAAGGGCAAUCCGCCACCGAAAUCGAUACUCCCCGCCGUGGGGUACUUCGGGAUGAAAUACAGGAGCAUCAAGAGGUUAUGGAAAAUCGCUUUGCUCGUCUUUACCGUGAAAUCACCCGACGCAAUGCAAAGACUGUCGCGGCGUGGCAGGCCUAUGGGUUUAUGAACGGGGUGCUAAACACCGACAACACCUCAAUCUACGGCCUGUCUCUUGAUUAUGGCCCCUUUGCAUUCAUGGAUAACUUUGACCCCCAGUACACCCCAAACCACGACGACCACAUGCUACGAUACUCCUAUAAAAACCAGCCUAGCAUUAUCUGGUGGAAUCUAGUCCGACUGGGUGAAUCUCUUGGGGAACUUCUUGGUGCCGGGAAGAAAGUGGAUGACGAGAGCUUCAUCAAAAAUGGUGUCACCGAGGAGAUGGAACCAGAGCUUAUCAAGCGUGCGGAGACAAUUAUCGACCGCACUGGCGAGGAGUUCAAGGCGGUUUUCUUGAACGAGUACAAGCGACUGAUGUGCCAGAGACUGGGUCUGAAGACGCAACAGGAAUCCGACUUCCAGCUCCUCUUCUCUGAAAUGCUCGAUACGCUAGAAGCGUUGGAGCUGGAUUUCAAUCACUUUUUCCGCCGACUCUCGGGACUGAGACUAUCUGAACUGGAGACCGAAGAACAACGGACUGAAGCCGCAGCCAUCUUCUUUCACGCAGAGGGAUUCGGAGGCAUUGGCUACACUGAUACCUCGGCCAAGGAUCGCAUUGCGAAAUGGCUAGGAAAUUGGCGAGGUCGGGUGCUUGAGGACUGGGGAGAUCAGGAUGAUGAACGACAGAAAGCCAUGAAAGCGAUCAAUCCAAACUUCAUCCCACGGGGGUGGAUUUUGGAUGAAAUCAUCGAGCGCGUAGAGCGCAAAGGAGACCGAGAGAUACUGGGACGAGUGAUGCAGAUGAGUCUGAACCCAUUCAACGACGAAUGGGGUCUUCUGAAGGAGGAAGAGGAGCGCUUCUGUGGCGACGUCCCGAAAUACAAGAGGGCGAUGAUGUGUAGUUGUAGUUCAUGA
Molecule: messenger RNA, 1845 nt
Organism: Penicillium odoratum
Lineage: Eukaryota; Fungi; Ascomycota; Eurotiomycetes; Eurotiales; Aspergillaceae
Exons: 6
Coding region: 1-1845 (614 amino acids)
Source: RefSeq, a predicted model, not a curated record